Lolium perenne is the source of this 2594-nucleotide messenger RNA. The record is from RefSeq and is a predicted model, not a curated record. Lineage: Eukaryota; Viridiplantae; Streptophyta; Magnoliopsida; Poales; Poaceae.
CGACCCCCAAAUCCCAAAGCCCCAAACCCUCGCUUCUUGCCUCCGCUCCUCGCAGAUCCUGCGCCGCGCCGCGGCGUUGCCGCGCGUAUGCGAGAUGCGCCUAGGAAGCAGCAGGCUCCCGAUUCACAGGAUGCAGCAGCCUAUAAGAACCCCCCAGGCUCCUGCCGUCGCUCGGUUCAUUGCGAGCGCCCACCAAAGGAACAGCGAGGAAGCAAGAAGUAGUAGAAGCGGGCACCUGGCCGCGCUUUCCACCAAAUUUCCCAGUAGAUCUCACAUUCGAGGUGGAUUGUUAGGACUGCGAAUUGGAACAGUUCCUUGAGCCCACGAAUUUUUGCCCUUCCUGUUUGGUCGCUUCCCAAAUUUCUGGUAGAGGCCCGAAGCGAAGCCUGAAGUUGCCACCGUGAUUAGCUAUUCGCAGUCUUUUGCUAGUUAUCUGAAGAAGCGGAUUGAACAAACAAGAACUGCUCGAGAAAUGAGGAAGUCCCCCAAGAAGCCCAGGCAAAAUGCUGCAGGACGGGAAGAAGCUUCAAGCAGUGCCCGGGAUGGCAUCGAUGUGCUUCCUUUUGAUACAGUAAUGCGGCCACGGAGCAGCCGGGAUGCAAUGAAGGAGUCCCCCAAGAAGCCCAGGCAAAAUGCCACAGGACGGGACGAAGUUUCAAGCAGUGCCCGGGAUGGCAUCGAUGUGCUUCCUUUUGAUGUAGUAAGGCGGCCACGGAGCAGCCGGGAUGCAAUGAAGGAGUCCCCCAAGAAGCCCAGGCAAAAUGCCACAGGACGGGACGAAGUUUCAAGCAGUGCCCGGGAUGGCAUCGAUGUGCUUCCUUUUGAUGUAGUAAGGCGGCCACGAAGCAGCCGGGAUGCAAUGGAGGAAAUGAAGAUAAUGGAUGCUGCAGAAGCAUUGGUGCUUCUCCAGGAAUCAUGUGGCAAGGGUACAUCUUUUGAUGACGAGCCGGGAGUUGAUUAUCCAGGUAUUGAAUCAGCUGCUGAUAAUCCAAAUGAGAGCCGGGAUGCAAUGGAGGAAAUGAAGAUAAUGGAUGCUGCAGAAGCAUUGGUGCUUCUCCAGGAAUCAUGUGGCAAGGGUACAUCUUCUGAUGACGAGCCGGGAGUUGAUUAUCCAGGUAUUGAAUCAACUGCUGAUAAUCCAAAUGAGAGCCGGGAUGCAAUGGAGGAAAUGAAGAUAAUGGAUGCUGCAGAAGCAUUGGUGCUUCUCCAGGAAUCAUGUGGCAAGGGUACAUCUUCUGAUGACGAGCCGGGAGUUGAUUAUCCAGGUAUUGAAUCAGCUGCUGAUAAUCCAAAUGAGGUGCUCCAGGCAUGCUUGGACAAGAGAAUUUCUGCUGCGGAAUGCAACUCUCACCCUGUUGUGGAGAUGGAGGUAGAGGAGACAGAACUGACUCGCAAUGAUGAUGGUCAAGGGCUGGUUGUUUUUCAUGAAAACUCUACUGUGAUGGAGCUGAAACGGCCCAAGCUUGAUCUCAAGGUUUCAGACAAGAGUGAAAACACAGCCUCUGAUGAUUCUGAAGGUGGAGAUGCAUCGGGGAAGCAGACAUGUCUGACAGAGCCAAUGGCCAGAGAGGUGGAUCAGAAACCAGAACAAAAGUUAGAUGCCUUAGAGGAACAAGCUGCCAAAGGUACAACGUCUGUUGAUGAACCAGGAACUGGUAAACCAGGUGAGGAAUCAGGUGCCGAUAAUAUGAAUGAGGUGCUCACUUCCUGCUCGGAGAAGAGUUCGUGUUCUGUAGAAUGCUAUGGAGGUGGUGAGGGUACAAGCGAUUUGAAGGAGGCUGCAGGUGCAUCUUCUGCAUAUCCCUAUGUUUGUACUGAGAAUAGUGGGAAUGAAGCCUCUGCUGUAGAGGAGGAAGAGCUGAGUCGCAAGCACAGAAGCCAAGCGCUUGCUGACUGUCCUAAAAAGUCUGCUGUGAUAGAAGUAGAACGGAAAAAGCCCAAGCUUGACCACCAGGUUCUUGAUAACUUUGUUGUGACGCAAGAGGGAAAACAGAAGGUUUGCAUCGAUGCCCCAGCUCCCAGAAACAUUUCAGAGGAGGAGAUCUCUGACGUCGUCGAUGGUGAAGCGAACCAGACCGCUUGAGCCACUUCCUUGAAGAAGGGUGGAAAUGCGAUCCCUGUUGCAGUGGAUGAAACAAGAUGUACAGCUGAAUAAUGCUUCUGAUCUAAAAUCUUUAGGCACCCAUUCACUGAGGGUACACUGCCCUGAGGGUGAAGCCUGAACCGCAGUCAUAUGGCGUGUCGAGAGGUUUCUUGACUCACCGGUCGUCAGUCUGAAACAGAAACACCAUUUCAUGUCUACUGGUAGAUAGUUAUAGGUUACAGUACUGAUAUACUUUUCACUGAAUGGCGAAAGUCCAUGUGGUAUUCAUUGGGUUCUUGCUUCCAUGGUGAAGUAGUUUUGUCCAGUUACCAGGCAUGGAUCAUUCUCUUCUUUUUCCUUCAUUUUUCGUUUAUACUUGUAUGCUUCUGUAAAUGAUCAUAUCUUGAUAACAAGAUUGAUGUGUACAUGCUGGUUAGCAAAACACGCAACAAAAUUUUGUUGCUUGCGUUUGAUUCAUGAGUAAAUACUCCACGGGCAUUUACUGAUUUGG